AUGCCGUCGCCGUUCUCUCGCGCUGGCCAACUGCCGCCCAAGCAGUCGCCCAAAGCCUCGCCGUCCCUCUCCCCCUCGAUCCACUCCUUGCUCAACAACCCGUCCGAAGUCGACACGCCGUUCGACAGCGACUACUUUGGUGCGCCAGGAGGACAGGAUGCGAGCUCGUUGUUCGCCGCCGAGGGUUCGAACGGGUCGAGGAAGGCCUCUUCGCCGAGUCCAACGGCAAUGCCUCCUUCUGCAGCCGCAACAGCUUCACCUGGCCCAGUCGGCUUCCGAAACCUCUUGACGCCCGACCCGGCGCAUACGUACGGCGGAGAAGCAGCGCAGCGGCCUCACAAGCGGGCGAGGCCGACGAGCAGCAGUUCGUCAAUCGGGUCUUUCAGUACGGGAGCAGGAGCGUUCGAUGGGCCAAACGGGAGUCGCGCUGCGGAAGACGAAGAAGAAGGGGCGAUGCAGCCGCCAGCGACGCGCGUCCGACGAUCCAGCUCGACUUCCUCGACUCCAGCUCCUGCACCCUCGACCCCGACUAUUCCCCGCCGCUCCGCUUCUCCGACCCGACAGAACCCUCCAGCUCCCGCACCUGUUGCAUCCACCUCAACCGCCCGAUCAGCCCCUCCUCCUCCGCCUCCUGCACCGGCUCGAAGAGGCAGCCUCGCCCUCGAACCGAGCAUCUUCAACGUCGAGCCGAUCGACGAGUUUACGCGCGAGGUGGCAGAUUGGCUGUGGGGAUUCUGCGCGCAGCUAGACUGGGACACCGUCGAGAUCGAAGCCAAGAUUGGCUUGCUUGUCGACCGGAAUGGCGGGAUGCGCGUGAACUUGCCAGUACCAAUAGAAACGAUCCUUACCGACGACAGCGGCUUACGAUUUGAGAGCAACAUGACCGUCAACCAACACAAGGCCUUCAAUCAACUCCUCAACUCUCGCGUCGAAGAGUCAGCCCACCCAAGCUAUGCCUUCGCACCCGUCCGUUACUCCCACACCCGCGAACUCGACACCUUCCAUGAGAUCCCCGCGAUGCAAGGGCAGCCGAAGCGCAAGGUGCGCGUCACGAGGGACCAAAAGGAUAAGAGCAAGCCGCCUAUUGCGGUGGAGAAGGUCAGGGUGGCGGAUAUGAACAUCUUCAGCCCGAAGCGACUGUUCGACUGGAGGGUGAGCGUCAGUUUGGAAAUGCCCGCGCCCAUACCAGACACCCCUCCGACCCACUCGCGCUACAAAGACCGCAUCUCCUACUCGCACCAGCUCUUCCAAGUCGACCUGACGCAAGUCACCGUCCCUUCCUCGCCGAAACCGACUCACGAACUCGAGAUCGAGUUCAAGCGCGCGAGAGGCCUGUUAGAAGAGGCGGCGAAGGAGCAGCGCGGCGAGGAGAACAAGUACCUCGAGAUGGUACAGGUGUUGCUCAACAACAUCCGCAUGCUCAUCCGGAACGCCAGCAACCCUUGA
This is a messenger RNA of Rhodotorula toruloides NP11, 1446 nucleotides long. Its product is annotated as mRNA capping enzyme. Lineage: Eukaryota; Fungi; Basidiomycota; Microbotryomycetes; Sporidiobolales; Sporidiobolaceae. Bases 1 to 1446 code for a protein of 481 amino acids. Gene Ontology annotation, molecular function: polynucleotide 5'-phosphatase activity. The transcript has 6 exons. The record is from RefSeq and is a predicted model, not a curated record. Gene Ontology annotation, biological process: polynucleotide 5' dephosphorylation; 7-methylguanosine mRNA capping. Gene Ontology annotation, cellular component: mRNA capping enzyme complex.